Asparagus officinalis (garden asparagus) is the source of this 568-nucleotide messenger RNA. RefSeq names its product cytochrome c oxidase subunit 6b-2-like. The coding region runs from base 142 to 375 and encodes 77 amino acids. The record is from RefSeq and is a predicted model, not a curated record. Lineage: Eukaryota; Viridiplantae; Streptophyta; Magnoliopsida; Asparagales; Asparagaceae. Gene Ontology annotation, cellular component: mitochondrion; respiratory chain complex IV. The transcript is spliced from 4 exons.
GCCCAGCCCAAAUGUAGCCCGUUGGCCCAAGAUAAUCAAUUUCCCUUUUCCAUGUAAAAGCGGCAAUCAGUUUCCAUCUGGAAUCCCGAAUCCGCGUUCUCAUUUUAGGAUCUUCGAUUCUUCCCCUUUUGAAAAUUUCAAAUGGCCGAGAUUGAGCUAAAAACAGCACCAGCUGAUUUUCGCUUCCCUACAACAAAUCAAACGAGGCACUGUUUCACUCGCUACAUUGAGUAUCACAAGUGUUUGUCUGCCAAAGGCGAUGGCUCUGCUGAAUGUGAAAGAUUUGCUAAAUAUUACCGGUCCCUUUGUCCUGGGGAAUGGGUUGACAGGUGGAAUGAACAGAGAGAGAACGGAAAUUUUCCGGGGCCACUGUAAUUCUUAGGCUCAGCAACCUGUUAGCAGCACUCUUUUCUUCUGGUUUGUAUCUAGUCUUUUGGUUUUGUCACCUGAAAAUAUUGUUACUGUUAUAUAUAAGUUGUUUAAAUAAAAGGAUAAUGCAUGUGUGGAUAUGAAAAACUCUACUUUUAACAUCGUUAUGGCCCUACGCUGAUGAUUGCAUUUGCCAAUA